Molecule: messenger RNA, 1284 nt
Organism: Spinacia oleracea (spinach)
Lineage: Eukaryota; Viridiplantae; Streptophyta; Magnoliopsida; Caryophyllales; Amaranthaceae
Product: origin of replication complex subunit 6
Exons: 10
Coding region: 157-1023 (288 amino acids)
Biological process (GO): DNA replication initiation; DNA replication
Cellular component (GO): nuclear origin of replication recognition complex
Molecular function (GO): DNA binding
Source: RefSeq, a predicted model, not a curated record
CCCGCCAUAUUCCAAUCCCAUUACCUUGAAAUGAACCUCCUUCAACCUCAUUCCUCUUUCUCUCUCAUCUCUCAACAAUCAAUCCCUCUCCAUAAAUUCAAGCCCUAAUUUGCAGGUUUAAUUAUCCCUAAUCAUUCAAAUAAUCAACUUUCAUCAAUGGAUAUCACUGAUAUAGCAAAGAAGCUAGACCUUGCCGACAACAAACCCGUCAUCCGUAAAGCGGCUGAGUUCCGCCGCCUCUCCGACGUCAAGUUCGAUUCCUCCGCCAUCGGCAUCGGGGAGAUUUGCAAGGCUAUCAUUUGCUUAGAAAUUGCCGCUAACAAAUAUGAGGUUAUAUUUGAUCGGCAAAGUGCGAUAAGAUUAAGUGGGAUGUCAGAGAAAGCUUACAACAGAUCGUUUAAUUCUUUGCAGAAUGUUCUUGAUGUCAAGAACACUUUGGAUGUGCGAGAACUGGCAAUUCAAUUUGGAUGCGUUAGGAUUAUCCCUUUUGUGCAGAAAGGAUUGAAAUUGUAUAAGAGCCGAUUCUUUGCCUCGCUCCCAGCUAGUAGGAGAAGUAGCACUGAUUUUGGUCGACCUGUGUUCAUGGCUGUGGCAUUCUAUCUAUGUGCUAAGAAACAUAAGCUUAAGGCUGACAAAACUAAGUUAAUCGAGAUUUGUGGUACUUCAGAAUCAGAAUUUUCUAGUGUUUCUAAUUCGAUGAAGGACCUGUGUCAUGAUGUUUUUGGAGUUUUGAAAGAGAAGAAAGAUCCCAAAGAAGUAAAAGGGAAUCGAGAAUUAUUGGAUGCUUUUCCGGAAAAAAGGGCAUAUGAGGAUGGUGGCUAUAUAUCCGAUGAAGAGAAAGAGCCUUCAAGCUACAAGAAACGAAAACAAAUGGACAAACAUGUUUACGAGGAGUGGAAAUCAACUGUAGUUUCAUCAAUUAACCAGGAAAAAGACAAAGAUGUCACUACCAAGCGGACAAAGCAAGCCCGCUUGAACUUUCCAACGAUGACUCGUGAUACUCAGGAUUUGAAGGUCACAUAAUCCACAAUACACAUUUUUGUCCAGUGAUAGGUUUUAGAAGGUAACUUAAUCCAUGUUCAUUGGAGAAAGAAGCUAGAAUUCAGCUUCCAAUCUCUCCUCAAAGUUCUUCAAAUGCUGUAAUUGUUCCUAAGCCUUCAUGUUGCAUUGUACAGAACAGAUAGAAUCAAGUUUUUAACAUCACAGUCAACAUACAAUUAGCUUAAAGUAACUUAUGGUUUAUUUUUAUGUUAUAAAUCUGAAGAUAAGAUUGUUUUAUGUAAA